Prorocentrum cordatum is the source of this 3520-nucleotide messenger RNA. NCBI's taxonomy places the organism in Eukaryota, Dinophyceae, Prorocentrales, Prorocentraceae. The record is from the annotation of a GenBank genome assembly.
GCCACGAUCAUGAAUGGCUGGGAGGAGUUCCUCAACCGCGACGCCCGAGGCACGGAGGUCUCCUGGAGCACCUACGUCAAGUGCCAGGCAUGCGGGGAGCGCCCCGCGGCGAGGGAGGCGGCUCUCAGGGCUGGCCGGAGGGCUGCAACGGCAGAGCCUGCCCGGGCACCCGCAAUCAGGGCCGCCCUCCAGCUGUGGGAGGAGCUCGUCUCGGAGCACCCCGGAGCUUUGGGGGACACGCCCGCUUUCCGCUGGGGACCCCGCUUCAAGGAAGUGUUCGCGGGAACCGCGGGGGUGACCCGCGCGGUGAAGCAGCUGGGCAUCCAAGCGGAUGAGCCUGUGGAGCUGUACCGGAACCCCCUGCACCCCAAGGAGUCGGAGUGGAGGGAGGACCACGACCUCUCGAACCCCGACGUCGCCGAGGCCCUGGUCAAAGAGGCAGAUACUUCCCCGGGCCCGGGAGUGGCCAACGUGUGGAUGUUCGAAAACCCGUGUACCUCCUUCUGCGACCACAACACCAAAGGGGGCACCCGCACCUGGGAGAAGCCGGAGGGGACCGGUGUAAACGGCAAGGAGGUCUUGGGAAACGCCCUCUCCCAGACCACGGUAAGGUGCAUGCGGAACCUUCAUAAAUGGAGGAAGGGAUGGAUCUUCGAGAACCAGGAGCACAGAGGGAUAUAUCCCAAGGUCUACGACCUCCCCGAGUGGUUGGAAAUCCUGGAGGAGACCGGUGCCGUGAUCAUCCCGGGAACGAUGUGCGCCUGGGGUCUCCAUCCCUCAGACGCCUCGUCCCCCCAUCAGUUCUAUCGCAAGGGGUACUGGCUGGUCGUCUCCGCGAACCUGGCCCCCUUCUUCACGAAGCUCCGGAGACCCUGCCCCGGUCUCUCCCCGGUGCACCAGCACGUGGAGCUCAGGGAUAACGUCCCAGGGACAGGCAUCAAGCGGACAAGGAAAGCCGCCCAAUACCCCCCGCGCUUCGCCCGCGCCGUGGCGCUGGCCAUUUGGACGGACUGGGCGCAGGAGCUGUGCACUCAAUGUGCGGACAAGCCCAAGUACUCCCCCGAAGUUGUGAAGGAGGGGGCACGACUCGGUGAUGGCCUAGUCCAGGCGGCGGGAGACUGGAAGGAAGCAGUCGACUGCUACCGAGAGGCCUGGACGAGCCGGUGGGGGAACAACCUGGUCGGGGUCUUCAAGGAUGAGCUAUGCGAAUUGCUCGACCCCGACCUCAGGGAUUACCUUCACCAGAUGGUGAAGGGCGGGGUUCCCGCCCGCCAACCGCUGGCCCAGGUUCGGGUCCCCUCCAAACCGCACAUGAGCGUGCAGGGGCACAUGGAGGAGGCGAUGGAGAAGUUGUGGAAGCGGGACAUAGCGGAGGCCUUCCGCUGGAUCUGGUUACGGGCGGAGGAUGCCGGCAUGUUCGCCACGGAGCUCCCUGGCAAGGUGGUCGGGAUGGAGGGCAACCUGGUGGCCAUCUACCUCGUCCUCACCUUCGGGUGGAUCGGGGGCCCGGGGGAGUACAUGGCCUUCGGGACGGCCCUGAAGCAGUGCCAUGACCGCCACCGGCCGGCCGACCCAGGAUGGCACGACGACGUGCCCCACCACUCGCACCUCCUCAUGGACGACGACGUCCUCAGCGAGCCCCUCCUGGGACGGCGCCCGUGGACGGCCGCUAGGCUGGCCGAGGAGGGGGCCCGUAGAGUAUUCGGCCCUCUUGCGAUCAACGCAGAGAAGAAGGAGAAGGUCAACAAGAUCCGGAUCCUGCUGAGUGACCCGGCCUACGACACGGGGAACACCCAGGUAGCCCUGAAGGAUGUCCAGGUCCUCCGCGGCACCCUCAACUUCGCGGCCAUCACCUGCCCCCCCCUCCGCCCCGAGUUGGGGGCGGUAGACCGGCUCCUCCGCACUGCGGACCCGGCUGGGGUUUGGGUCAAGAUCAAGGAGAGCAGCGAGGGGAGGGAGAAGGACGCGUGGGACGAGUGGUGGGAGGCGCUGGAAGUUUUCCGCCUCUACGCGGGAGCGCCCCAGGCCUGGACCACCCACUUUAACACAGGCUUGAAGGGGGUCCUCCAACCCCAGGAGCGGCUCGCCCUCCCCGGCGGAAUGGAGGAGCUGGUCUGGACCGGAGGGGACGCCACCGAGACCCGGGUGGGGGCCGCAGACAGGUCAAACGGGGUGUACGGGGUCAUGGAUGUCAAGGAGGUCAUGGAGCCGUUCCACGCGGUUUUUGGGGAGGGAGCCGACAUCAUCGCCAUCUGCGAGCUGUUUACCUUCCUGGUGCUCGCGGUGGCCCAGGAGAUGAACCGCCUCGGCUUGGAGGAGAUCGACCUCAAGGGACCCUGGAGGGAAGUGCUCGCGGGGGCGGAGAAAGGCCGCCCUUUGGUCCUCCCUGGAGACUCGGAGGAGGGACGCCGGCUGGCCUACCAGCUGGUGGAGCGCCGCCGGGCGCGGGGACCGCCCGCCGGACCCUUGGCCGGGGUGCAGGUCUUCGAGUGGCGUGCGACCCUCUCCCCCUACUGCCGGGUGGCCGGGGAGAUGGGGGCACGGAUCGGAGCCACCACCCCCAAUCCCGGUUCAGCUGUGAGCCACCCCUGGUGGGAGGUCCACCAGAAUCGACUCGUGGCCGAGCGGGCCGGGCGGGCCAGGACCGCGGUGAAGGAGACUUGGGUCACCUGCUCCAGUGGCAGCGACCCCACCGGCCGAGAGGCCCUCUACUUCGUGCGGCACGCGCUCUCCCACGCCGCCACCUUCGUCGUGCUGGACGGACCCCUGGACCAGGAUCUGGGAGAGGCCCGCGAGGUCCUUGCCUGGAGAGACGGGGGGAACUGGGGGAGCGCCGCGCUCGCACUCCUGCGGCGGGGCGAGCGAUUGGUCCCACUGAACCUCAGUAGCGCCCUGUUGACGCCCGAGGCGGUCCCUCCGGAGCUCUACAUGCAGGAGGAGGAGGGGAGGGCCCACUGGCGCCACUUCAAGGUCCCUGAGAGGGCCGACCGCGGGGAGGGAGGGCGCCCCACCGCCCUCCAGGCGGCCGGGACCUGGAAGAGCACCCGGGAGUCGGAGGGAGACGUCAGGGUCAUCCUUAGCCCGAUGAGCAGCGGGCCUGACCCACUCUGGCACCCUGACGAGGUCUCCGGGCACUACCCCGUGCUAUUGGAAGACACGCGGGGGGAUGGCACCCCUCGGGUGAGGCGCUUCGAUCCCAAGGGGGCCUGGCAGAUUUCCGGGGGCCUCCUUCACGAUUGGCGGGAGGGAACCCGUGCGGGGGUACCGGAGGAGGUGCUCCUCAUGGGUGCCGCCCGCUCCAUGCCGCCCGUCUCCGCGCGCCAAGUGCUGUGGGCAGCGGCCGGCGCGAGGGAGGGCCUCCUCGCGAAGGGAGCCCGGGCAGGGGUGCGCCGAGACCCCGAUGAGGACUUCAUGGCCGCGGCCAACGCGACGUGGUUCAGCGCCUGGAAGGCUAACCCCGAGGACCCCCGGACUGCUUACGAGCGGUGGCUCCGAGAGGCCCGCGGGGCCCGGGCUGGAG